Molecule: messenger RNA, 3258 nt
Organism: Piliocolobus tephrosceles (Ugandan red Colobus)
Lineage: Eukaryota; Metazoa; Chordata; Mammalia; Primates; Cercopithecidae
Gene: VWCE
Product: von Willebrand factor C and EGF domains
Exons: 20
Coding region: 1-2868 (955 amino acids)
Biological process (GO): cellular response to virus
Cellular component (GO): cytoplasm
Molecular function (GO): calcium ion binding; protein binding
Source: RefSeq, a predicted model, not a curated record
AUGUGGGCCGGACUGCUUCUUCGGGCCGCCUGUGUCGCGCUUCUGCUGCCGGGGGCCCCAACCCGAGGCUACACCGGGAGAAAGCUGCCCGGGCACUUCGCGCCCGAAAGACGCAGGCUGGGGCCCCACGUCUGCCUCUCUGGGUUCGGGAGUGGUUGCUGCCCUGGCUGGGCGCCCUCUAUGGGUGGUGGACACUGCACCCUGCCCCUCUGCUCCUUCGGCUGUGGGAGCGGCAUCUGCAUCGCUCCCAACGUCUGCUCCUGCCAGGAUGGAGAGCAAGGGGCCACCUGCCCAGAAACCCACGGACCAUGUGGGGAGUAUGGCUGUGACCUUACCUGCAACCACGGCGGCUGUCAGGAGGUGGCCCGAGUGUGCCCCGUGGGCUUCUCGAUGACGGAGACAGCUGUUGGCAUCAGGUGUACAGACAUUGACGAAUGUGUAAGCUCCUCUUGCGAGGGCCACUGUGUGAACACGGAAGGCGGGUUUGUGUGUGAGUGUGGGCCAGGCAUGCAGCUGUCUGCCGACCGCCACAGCUGCCAAGACACUGACGAAUGCCUGGGGACUCCCUGCCAGCAGAGAUGUAAAAACAGCAUUGGCAGCUACAAGUGUUCCUGUCGAACUGGCUUCCACCUUCAUGGCAACCGGCACUCCUGUGUAGAUGUAAAUGAGUGUCGGAGGCCAUUGGAGAGGCGAGUCUGUCACCAUUCCUGCCACAACACCGUGGGCAGCUUCCUAUGCACAUGCCGACCUGGCUUCAGGCUCCGAGCUGACCGUGUGUCCUGUGAAGCUUUCCCAAAAGCUGUGCUGGCCCCAUCUGCCAUCCUGCAACCCCGCCAACACCCGUCCAAGAUGCUCCUGUUGCUUCCUGAGGCCGGCCGGCCUGCCCUGUCCCCAGGACAUAGCCCUCCUUCUGGGGCUCCAGGGCCCCCAGCCGGAGUCAGGACCACCCGCUUGCCAUCUCCUACCCCACCACUACCCACAUCCUCCCCUUCUGCCCCUGUGUGGCUGCUGUCCACCCUGAUGGCCACCCCAGUGCCUACUGCCUCCCUGCUGGGGAACCUCAGACCCCCCUCACUCCUUCAUGGGGAAGUGAUGGGGACCCCUUCCUCACCCAGGGGCCCUGAGGCCCCCUGGCUGGCAGCAGGGCCCUCUCCCUGCUGGCACCUGGGAGCCAUGCUUGAAUCUGGGAGUCGCUGGACAGAGCCUGGGUGUUCCCAGUGCUGGUGCAAGGAUGGGAAGGUGACCUGUGAAAAGGUGAGGUGUGAAGCUGCUUGUUCCCACCCAAUUCCCUCCAAAGAUGGGGGAUGCUGCCCAUCGUGCACAGACUGUUUUCACAGUGGUGUCGUCCGAGCUGAAGGGGAUGUGUUUUCACCUCCCAACGAGAACUGCACCGUCUGUGUCUGUCUGGCUGGAAACGUGUCCUGCAUCUCUCCUGAGUGUCCCCCUGGCCCCUGUCAGACCUCCCCACAGUCAGAUUGCUGUACUUGUGUUCCAGUGAGAUGCUAUUUCCACGGCCGGUGGUACGCGGACGGGGCCGUGUUCAGUGGGGGUGGUGACGAGUGUACCACUUGUGUCUGCCAGAAUGGGGAGGUGGAGUGCUCCUUCAUGCCCUGCCCUGAGCUGGCCUGCCCCCGAGAAGAGUGGCGGCUGGGCCCUGGGCAGUGCUGCUUCACCUGCCAGGAGCCCACACCCGCAACAGGCUGCUCUCUCGAUGACAACGGGGUUGAGUUUCCAAUUGGACAGAUCUGGUCGCCUGGUGACCCCUGUGAGUUAUGCAUCUGCCAGGCAGAUGGCUUGGUGAGCUGCAAGAGAACAGACUGUGUGGACUCCUGCCCUCACCCGAUCCGGAUCCCUGGACAGUGCUGCCCAGACUGUUCAGCAGGCUGCACCUACACAGGCAGAAUCUUCUAUAACAACGAGACCUUCCCGUCUGUGCUGGACCCAUGUCUGAGCUGCAUCUGCCUGCUGGGCUCGGUGGCCUGUUCCCCCGUGGACUGCCCCAUCACCUGUACCUACCCUUUCCACCCUGACGGGGAGUGCUGUCCCGUGUGCCGAGACUGCAACUACGAGGGAAGGAAGGUGGCGAAUGGCCAGGUGUUCACCUUGGAUGAUGAACCCUGCACCAGGUGCACGUGCCAGCUGGGAGAGGUGAGCUGCGAGAAGGUUCCCUGCCAGCGGGCCUGUGCCGACCCUGCCCUGCUCCCUGGAGACUGUUGCUCUUCCUGCCCAGAUUCCCUUUCUCCUCUGGAAGAAAAGCAGGGGCUCUCUGCUCAUGGAAAUGUGGCGUUCAGCAAAGCUGCUAGGAGCCUGCAUGGAGACACUGAGGCCCCUGUCAACUGUAGCUCCUGCACUGGGACCCCAACAGCAUCCCUCUCGAGGCCGGCGCUCCAUCUGCUCCAGCUCCUUUUAAGAACGAGCUUGACAAAAACACAGACUUUACCUACAAGCCCAGCAGGAGCUCUUGGUUCACACUCACCCGCUUUGGGGCCCACAGGCACUUUGCCAGGGGAGCCUGGGGCCCUCCCUCGACUCUCACCAGGGCCUUCAACCCCUCCAGGAGCCCCCACUCUACCUCUAGCUUCCCCAGGGGCUCCUCAGCCACUUCCUGUGACUCCAGAACACUCAUUCUCAGCCUCUCGGGCCCAGAUAGCGUCCAGGUGGCCGCCUCUGCCUGCCACCCUCCUGACAGAAGCUUCAGCACUUUCCAUGAUGGACCCCAGCCCCUCGAAGACCCCCAUCACCCUCCUCCGGCCUCGCACGCUUUCUCCCACCACCUCUAGACUCUCUGCAGCCCUGGCAGCCACCACCCACCGCGGCCCCCAGCAGUCCCCAGUGGGGGCCUCUCGGGGGGAAGGGUCCACCAUGUAAGUAGGUCACUGUGUCCGGGAGACUCUGGAGAGAGGACACUCUGCCAGUGGCCCAGGGAGUGUGCAGGGCGGCUCCAAGGGUGAACCUAGUGGGGAUGCCUGGGCUCCCUCCUGCAGGGGCCCUGGUGAGGAUGGAAGACCCCCAAGGCUGGAUGUAACCUUGUUCCCAAGAAGUGUUUGGAAUGUGCUGUAAGAACGGAGGAAGUGGUUUCCGCUGUCAGCAUCCUCCCUGGACCGCAUGGCCAGCUCAUCUUUUGAGAAGGGUCGGGGCUGCCAAGUUCUCCUGUAGGAAGAGUCGCGUCCGGCUGGGAUUCCACUCACUGGGACUGUACCGCCAGGUGUCGUGCGUCCCCCUGAGGUUUCCUGAUUAAAGGUUGUCUCCGUUUCCCCA